Molecule: messenger RNA, 970 nt
Organism: Capsella rubella
Lineage: Eukaryota; Viridiplantae; Streptophyta; Magnoliopsida; Brassicales; Brassicaceae
Exons: 3
Coding region: 50-760 (236 amino acids)
Molecular function (GO): protein binding
Source: RefSeq, a predicted model, not a curated record
UCUCUCCGCUCCACUGAAAUAUUAUUAUUCCCAAACUAAAUAACACAAUAUGAUAAUGAGAAGCGCUUCAUCACUCGACCUUAACAUACGCGCCGCCCAGAAACCGUCUGUUCCACCACGGGUGGUCAUUACGACGGCUCGAUCCGUCUCUGCUUCUCCUCUUGGUGCUAAAUCUAUUACCAGAGCUUCUUCGGAUGGAAAUCUCUACAAGAUUCAGUCGCCGCCGGAGACCAGAACUAAAACCGAAGAAACUGCAUCGUAUAAGGUUUUGGAAGGAUCUCGGUUCCCUCAGGGAGGUUCUAACGGUGGAUUUGGUGGUCGAGGCAGAGACGGUGCCGGAGGUGACAGCGGCGGAGGUGGGAGUGUAGAUGGUUAUUAUGAAGACAUGAUCCAACGUUAUCCCGGAGACACUCUUCUUCUCUCUAACUACGCUCGUUUCCUCAAAGAGGUGAAAGGUGAUGGGAGGAAAGCAGAGGAGUACUGUGAGAGAGCAAUGUUGUCCGAGAAUGGAAGAGAUGGAGAGUUGCUGUCUAUGUAUGGAGAUUUGAUAUGGCAAAAUCAUGGAGAUGGUGUUCGUGCUCAUUCUUACUUUGAUCAGGCUGUUCAAUCUUCUCCUAAUGACUGUCAUGUUCUUGCAUCGUAUGCUCGGUUUCUAUGGGAUGCUGAAGAAGAAGACGAGGAAGAAGAGGCAGAGGAAGCAAGUAGUAAACAUGAGCUUGGUUUCUCUACCUAUAACCCAUCUGUAUCAGUUGUGUCUUGACUCUUUGUGCUGAUGCUAAACCGGUGUAAUACAAUUAAAAAAAAAAAAACUCAAAAGUCCGGUUUAAUCAUGAAAAUAUCUUCUGCAUUUUGAAGUAGAUUGAUGCUAAUGAAUAAGGAAUAGACGAACUAAAGUACCAAAAGUCCAAAGCUGAAUUAUUGUGGCAAAUUGUGAGAUUCCAAAGAUGAUAAAAGUGGUUUUGUAUCCUUA